AUGGAUGUUCCUCUUCUUUCUUAUGAAAAGCCUCCUAAACCCCUCAUUCUGUUGCACGAGAGCCUAUUGAAACCUUUGGGAGAAAAUGAUAGAUUUGAUGCCUUAAAGAGUCUUGAGAGUUUUUGGGCAAUUGCCAUUAUUGCGGUGAUGAAACGGAGUGGUGUCAAGCACAGUUGUGGUAGCUAA
Dovyalis caffra is the source of this 186-nucleotide messenger RNA. The record is from the annotation of a GenBank genome assembly. Lineage: Eukaryota; Viridiplantae; Streptophyta; Magnoliopsida; Malpighiales; Salicaceae.